AUCUGCAUCUGUAAUUUGAUGGUGAAAUGAUUGAUUUAUGCUUUGAAGCCCAUCCCUGCUUCAAGAGUCUGUUUGACAGAGCAUUUAGAAAGCGGUUAUAGUAUUUUUCAAAGAAGCACUUGAUAGGUGAUUCUCCUAAAUUACAUUUAGAGAAAAUACUUUCACUAAAAACACUUUAAAUAAAAACCAUUAUUAAACGCAUUGUCACUUUUGCUAUUCAAUUGUGACUCGGUUUAUGUAUGAAUCUUGACUUUGAUUUUGGAUGCAGCUAGUUUUCAGUCUCAUAGUGCCAUGUUAACUUAGCAACAUGAACUGUGAAUUAAAAUUUUCAGUUGAUUAAUGAUUUCAGUGUGAUUCAGGGUAUAAUGUGGUCUUGUGAGAUUUGGAUUCUUCUUCAGUAUCAGUAGUCAAAGAUUGAUAUGAAUGUGUAUUUUGAUUUCUUAGUAGUAGGGGAUAGAGAAUAGAACUUACAGGUUGUAUACAUGAAGAAUAGAAAGCAAAAAGUGAAAUGGGUGAAGUGAUGAUUUGAAUUUUUAUAAUUAGGAUUGAGUUCAUUUUAGGUGGUGUUUGAGUUGCUUUUAGUUAUGUUUGGUUGUUGGAGACUAGUAAGCAAAGCAAAAAAAAUGUGAAGAAAAAAAAAUAUAUCAAAGAAAAUUAAAUAUUAUUAAAGUGAAUUAGAAACUUAUUAAUUUUAAAAUUAUUAGAAGUUAAUAUAAAAAUGUGAAAAUAAGUGAAUUAAUUUUUAAAGUAAUAUAUAAAUAUUUUUUUAUUAAUUUUAAAUUCAUUUUUUUUAUUUUCCUUCGAUUUUUUUUUUUUACUAUUAAAUUAAUUUUAAUGAAUCUAAUUUUAAACUAAAUUAUUUAAAAACUAUUAGCUUAAAACAUUUUUAUUUGAACUUUAAGUAUCAAAGUUAUUAGUAAAAUUAAUUUAAUUUUUUUAAAUUAUUAAAUUGAUAUGUUUAUCUUUAUUAAUUUUAAUUAAUAUUUAGUUUUAUUAAUUUUAUAUAAGAAAAUUAUUUAUAAAAAAAUAACCUGGAAUAAGAUGAAAUGAGAGAGAGAGAAAUGGGUGAAAUGAGAUUGAAUCCAUUGAAAAUUUUUGAAAGGAGAGAAUUCGUUGGUUAGUUUGUGAAGGAAAUUCGCGGCACAUUCUUUCUCGUUGGCCGAUAUAUGUCUUCUCUUCCGCGGCUGAUUCCUUAACCGCCAACACCAUGGCUGAGCCCACAAGGCCAUCAUCGUCUUCGUCGUCCUCCACCAUCACCACAACCGUAACCCGACAAAACCCAUCUCCAUCGCAACUUCAACAACAGCAGCAGCAGCAAACCACGCUGGUGCUGCGACUGAAUCGUAGGAAGAAAGUGGCAUGGAAGGACGGCACUGUCGACAACGAGUUCCUCCAGAGGAAGAGCUCCAAGAAGUGCUGCAUCUUCCACAAGCAGAAGCCCUUUGACGAGGACGAUAGCGACGACGACGACCAUCAUCGUCAUCAUGAUCAUGGCUGUCGCAAAAGCGACGGCGGAGAUCAAUCCGGUGAGGCUGGCUCCAAUGGGUGCGGUGAUCUUUGAUUGGUUGAUUGAUUUCGUUUCGGUUCUGUUGCAAGUGUAAAAUUGAAUCUUUUUACGUAUAUUUGUAUACAGAUUGUGUUUUGGAUGUGAA
This is a messenger RNA of Vitis vinifera (wine grape), 1652 nucleotides long. Its product is annotated as protein phosphatase 1 regulatory subunit INH3. Gene Ontology annotation, molecular function: protein serine/threonine phosphatase inhibitor activity; protein phosphatase 1 binding. The coding region runs from base 1208 to 1561 and encodes 117 amino acids. The record is from RefSeq and is a predicted model, not a curated record. The transcript has a single exon. Lineage: Eukaryota; Viridiplantae; Streptophyta; Magnoliopsida; Vitales; Vitaceae. Gene Ontology annotation, cellular component: nucleus.